This is a messenger RNA of Phymastichus coffea, 2130 nucleotides long. RefSeq names its product 4-aminobutyrate aminotransferase, mitochondrial. Bases 154 to 1632 code for a protein of 492 amino acids. The transcript is spliced from 9 exons. Gene Ontology annotation, biological process: GABA catabolic process. Gene Ontology annotation, cellular component: mitochondrion. Gene Ontology annotation, molecular function: pyridoxal phosphate binding. Lineage: Eukaryota; Metazoa; Arthropoda; Insecta; Hymenoptera; Eulophidae. The record is from RefSeq and is a predicted model, not a curated record.
GUAGCGCCUCCGUCGAGCGUCCGUCUCGGGGAGCAGUCGCGCACGAGCCGUCAGCAGAGGCAGAGCCGCUCCUCGUGUCCACGUCUCUCGCAGACCGCGGAGAAGCGCGCGCCAUCCUCAGCGAAAGACCACCGAGCGAACCGAGCCGGAAAGAUGAUGACCACGAGGGUGCGGACGGCGCUGGCGGCCGCUAGGUGCUCGCCCAGCAUCCGAGCGUCCACGGCUGCGGCGCCGCGAGCGGAGCCGGACAGGCCGCUGGUGUCGAGCGCGCAGAUCCCGGGCCCGGUCUCGCAGCGGCUGUUCCGCGAGCUCAACUCCGUGCAGCAGGCCUCGUCGGUGCAGCUGUUCGCCGACUACGAGAAGUCCGCGGGCAACUACCUGGCCGACGUCGACGGCAACCUCCUGCUCGACGUCUACAUGCAGAUCUCGUCGAUGCCCCUCGGCUACAAUCAUCCCGCCAUGCUGCGCGCCCUCGCCGAUCCCCGCAACCAGGCAAUCAUGGCCAACCGGCCGGCGCUCGGAGUCUUCCCCAACAAGGACUGGCCCGACAAGCUGAAGGGAGUGCUGCUGCGCGACGGGGUGGCCCCGCCUGGUUUCUCGCACAUCACCACGAUGAUGUGCGGCUCGUGCUCCAACGAGAACGCCUUCAAGAACAUCUUCAUCUGGUACGCGGACGGGCAGCGUCACGGAGCUCCGUUCAGCGAGGACGAAAUCGCCAGUUGCAUGAUCAAUCGCGCGCCCGGCUCGCCUCGCUACUCCAUCAUGUCGUUCCAAGGAGCCUUCCACGGACGAACUCUGGGCUCGCUGUCCACCACCCACAGCAAGUACAUUCACAAGAUCGAUGUUCCGGCGUUCGAUUGGCCGAUAGCGCCGUUCCCGCGCUACAAGUAUCCGCUCGACGACAACGAGCGCGAAAACAAGCAAGAAGACGACCGAUGCUUAGCUCAGGUACAAAACUUGUUCGAGAUCUACGCGAAAGAGAAGAAAAUACCAGUUGCUGGAGUAAUUGUUGAGCCAAUCCAAGCCGAAGGUGGAGAUAAUCACGGGUCUCCCUACUUUUUCCAGAAACUUCAACAAAUUACCAUUAAGAAUGGCGGAGCUUUAUUGAUGGACGAAGUGCAAACGGGUGGAGGUCCAACAGGUAAAAUGUGGUGCCACGAGCAUUUCAAUCUGGAGACACCUCCUCACAUAGUAACCUUCAGCAAAAAAAUGCAAUUAGGAGGAUAUUAUCACUUAGAAGAGAUGAAGCCUAAACAAUCAUAUCGAGUAUUCAACACAUGGAUGGGGGAUCCUAGCAAAAUAAUACUCCUAGAAGCUAUUGUCGAUGUAAUACUCAAAGAAAAUUUACUGGAUAAAGUUACCAGAGUUGGAAAUUAUACUCUCAACGAGCUCGUUAAAAUGGAAAAUGAAUUUUCAAGCUCAAUCAAUUCAUCGCGUGGCCGAGGAACAUUCAUCGCCUUCGACUGUGCUUCAGCUCAAUUAAGAGACUCAGUAGUCAAGAAAUUACUGCAAAAAGGUAUUCAAGCCGGAGGCUGUGGAGAAAAAGCGGUUCGGCUACGACCCGCUUUAACAUUCUCAGAAGAUCACGCAAACAUAUUCUUGGACAGCCUGCGGUCUGUUCUCAAACAAUAAAUGUGAUAAAAACGCGAAGAACCUGCAAUAAAAUAACUAAACUCGAGUCUUCCAUUUACAAGCAUUUGGAUCAAUUGUGACAAUAGUCAAAAUGUAUCAAACAUUGCGGGUUUUUAUUUUUGUAAAGCAGAUUACCAACUAUAAGUUCGAUAGCCAAUUGACAAAAGCGAGUACAUCAUAAAUAAUGAGUACUCGACAGAAUUACUUGUUAACAUUUUUUCUUUAUUAGGAGUACCGUUGGUACGAAAAAAUUUAGAAUUCACAAGAUUAUUUAGUUUUUUUUGCUGGUUUACCAGAUUAUAUAUUUCUAUAAAUGUAUAAUGUACAUCACUUGCUAUUUUAGCCUUUUUUUAGAUUUGUUUAUAAGUAUAAAAGUUCCAAGUAGCAAAUACAUGAUUAUUCACAAAGAUUUUUCUUCUUCAAGCAUCAACGAUUACUUGAUCAUUUUUUGCAUACUUAAGAAAUACUGGUCCUUCAAGGAAGCUUUCAAUUGUUUUA